Molecule: messenger RNA, 7767 nt
Organism: Dicentrarchus labrax (European seabass)
Lineage: Eukaryota; Metazoa; Chordata; Actinopteri; Moronidae
Gene: rragd
Product: ras-related GTP binding D
Exons: 7
Coding region: 184-1362 (392 amino acids)
Biological process (GO): cellular response to amino acid stimulus; positive regulation of TOR signaling; regulation of autophagy
Cellular component (GO): lysosome; Gtr1-Gtr2 GTPase complex; nucleus
Molecular function (GO): GTPase activity; GTP binding
Source: RefSeq, a predicted model, not a curated record
CUAACCCUAAAAUCAGUCCCAUUAUAGCCUCCCACCUCGACCCCUCCCCGUGUGGCUGCAGUGUGUCAGACUGAGGGGGGGUGCAAGUUCACCAGCAUGGCUCUCACAUAUCAGGUGACAAUGUCGGAGAGUUAGACACCACCGGGAGCCAGAAACAAGGCGGCGGUGAAAGAAGAAAUCGGCAUGACGAGCGAGAGGCUCUCGGCGGUGAGCGGGGAGGAUGAGGAGGACGCAGCUCUGGGAUAUUACGACGACGAAGACGACCUGGAGGCGUUUUCAGACGCAGAGCUGGGCUGUGAGGACGGAGUGUUGGGCUUCAGUGAUUAUCUGAACGGAGAGGUCAAACCUCGCAUACUGCUGAUGGGUCUGCGGAGGAGUGGGAAGUCCUCCAUCCAGAAGGUGGUUUUCCAUAAAAUGUCCCCCAAUGAGACCCUGUUCCUGGAGAGCACCAAUAAGAUCUGCAGAGAGGACGUCUCCAGCAGCUCCUUCGUCAGCUUCCAGAUAUGGGACUUCCCCGGCCAAAUUGACUUCUUCGACCCCACCUUUGACUACGAAAUGAUCUUCAGAGGCACCGGAGCACUAAUCUUUGUUAUCGACUCACAGGAUGACUAUGUGGAGGCUCUGAGCAGGCUGCAUCUCACAGUGACCAGGGCCUACAAGGUCAACCCAGACAUCAACUUCGAGGUGUUCAUUCAUAAAGUAGAUGGCUUGUCGGACGACCAUAAGAUCGAGAAGCAGAGGGACAUUCACAAACGAGCCAACGACGACCUCGCAGAUGCAGGCCUUGAACGAAUACACCUGAGCUUUUAUUUAACCAGCAUAUACGACCACUCCAUAUUCGAGGCUUUCAGUAAAGUGGUCCAGAAGCUGAUCCCACAGCUGCCUACGCUGGAAAACCUGCUCAACAUUUUCAUAUCUAACUCAGGUAUUGAGAAGGCCUUCCUGUUUGAUGUGGUCAGUAAGAUUUACAUCGCCACAGACAGCAGUCCAGUGGACAUGCAAACUUAUGAACUGUGCUGUGACAUGAUCGACGUGGUCAUCGACAUCUCCUGCAUCUAUGGUCUGACAGACAGUGAAGGUGGUUUACCCUAUGACAAGGAAUCUAUGGCCAUCAUCCACUUGAACAACACUACAGUCAUGUACCUGAAGGAGGUCACCAAGUUCCUUGCUGUGGUCUGCUUCCUCCGCAAGGAAAGCUUUGAGAGGAAAGGACUGAUUGACUACAACUUCCACUGUUUCAAGAAUGCCAUCCAGGAGGUUUUUGACGUUCGAGUAAAAGUUCAACAAAACCGAAAACUCCUCAGUCAGAGGAGGUGGAGCAAACUCUCUAUGACCAAUGGCACGCUCAGCAACCCUCACUGAGGACUGAUGGUAUCACAUCAGGCAGCCAAAUGUGGCACCCUGAAUCCAGCAGACGCUUUCGUCAUUCAAAAAGAACACAUUACGUUUUUUUAUCUUACGUGGUAUUGUUCAGUCUGUUCAAUCCACAUCAGCUCCGUCCUCAGUGCCCUGCCGUCUCUGUCCUCAGAAGCAGUUGUCUGUUAGCAGCAAAGAGGACAAACAGUCUAUCACCAGGCUGAAUAAAUGUACUAGACAACAGGUUUUUUUCAAGUAGGCUCCAAAAGAAGAAUAGAAAAUUCAUUGAUUUUAUUCUCAGUAGCAGGCGGGGGCAAUCUGCUUAGAAUGAAAACAGAAAGCUCAUCGCAAAACUGGGGGGUCUUGAUCAAUCAUUACAGAUACCCUUAAUAAGCACACAACACACAAUAAAUCCAGAUAAGUCCAUUUAACAAAUAAAAAAUUGUUGAAACUGAAAAGUUUUAAGUAAAACAAACUCAGUUUUGUAAGUUAAAGGAACAUUCUUGAUUAAGUAGCUUUAGUAAUUUUAAGUGACAAUGACUUAAUUUUUAUUUGUACUGUGAAAACAAAAUACCUAGUAAGAAGCAGUUAAUCAAUAAUGUUGCUGUAACCUACAAAACUAAGUUAUUGUUACUUAAAAUUAAACAAUUGACUUUGUGUUGUGUGUUUUUGAGUUAAAAUAACGUAUUGCAUUACCUUAACAUUAAGAGAUGUAUGUGAUUUGAGAAACUGUUUGUGCUUCACUGAACAUGCCACAGAAAAAAUGCACUCGUCAGUGUAAGAAACAUGGGCAGUCCUGUAGUGAUGUGUUAUCAAAAAUCAGUUGGCAUGUUUGCAUCUAAAUAUAACCAAAUUUCGAAUAAAUAACAAGAAAAUGCAAAUGAAUGCUUGUUUCCAUCCACUACUGUUAAGCGAUUAUUAGGAGUCGGUUCAUUGAGAUAAGCAGUAGGUGGCGUCAAUUCUCCAGUCGGAAAACCAGAAAAAGAGGGCGCAGCAAGAUGAUGUAAUUAAAAGGGUGUCAGUGGACAGUAAAAAAGAAAUAUUGUUUUAUAGUUUAUGAAUUAAUGUGAGUAAGGUUCCAUCAAAUCUGUGUGCAUCGUGUUUUAAUCUCCCAUUAGAAUUAAUCCAAAUUAUUGAGAAAGACAAAAACAAUCUCUUUCAAAGUUUACUGUUUCCAUCAAACUACUAUAAUGCUGAUACUUAAAAAUGUGCAUCAUAAUUCAUUGCUGGAAACACGGCUACUGUGUUGCUUUAUUUGAUAUUUUGUGACAGACAGCAGUUUCUGUAUUUCAGGCAGAACACUAGGUUUUAACCAUUUAUUGCAACAAUACUGUAUAUAUUUUUGUUUGGCGGUGUGACUGUGCUCAUGUGAUGCAGUGAGGAUGCAGAGCUCAGCAUAGUUGAAUGCAGACUGAAGGAACAGCAAAUGGUUAAAUAGAUGUCUGUUGAGAGAGAGAGGUCAUGGACCACAUGAUUCCAUCCAUGUAGGGAACAUGUGACUAUAAAAUGACUCCUGUGCCUGCCUGUACUACCAUGAGGCUGCGUGGGUCACCUUUAGACACCAAAUCACUCCUGAGUGAUCUGAGAGAUGGUCUGUGGAGAGCAGUGCUACAUGCACUGCAGCAUAUACUGUGUUAGCAUAGAGUGUAUAUAAAGAUGGACAACAUGACAGCUUGCCAAAAGUGAAGCCAGAACAUAGCUAUUGCCCUCUGGUGGCUGGUUGCAGCAUAGGCGAUAAAGCCCGCCCCCUUCAUGUUAGCAGAUGGGCAUGGGUAAAAAAACCAAAAAACAAAAGGACUCAUCAAAUAAAUAUUUCCCAAAGACAGUUUCUGUCAUUUUAAAUAUUGUUUUUCACAGUGAUGUAUGUUCAAGUGUUUAUAAGGUUGUUUUAAUUACUUAUUAGUAGUACAACGGGUCGUAGUUGAUCUGUGAUCCAUACAGCCCUGCAUGGUUGGGCACGCAUGUGAACCACGGAUGAAAUUUAACCCUACAUUCUACUGCCGCUAGUAAUAAUUCUCAAAAUCUCAAUGUGGAGCAGUGUAAAGAUCGCCAAGAUAGAUGCAGACUGCGUUUUACUCUGAAGCUCAAUGAUUAGAGGAGUGAUUGAUUUAAAAAUGUGUAGUGUUAUUAUACUGUAUCAUGUAUAAUAAUCUCUUAUAUGAAAUUAUAGUAUACUAUGUAUGUAUUUUAUAUAUUAUGUAAUAUAGAUAUUAUUUAUAUUUUAUGUAUAUAUGUAUCUAUGUCUUUAUGCAAGGCUAUGUACAGACUGUGGCAACAAAGCUCCUUGAAGGACCAUAAAGAAUCUAUCUAUUCGGAUUUUUUUACUGAUCCAAAAAAUUAUCCAAUCCAUGCUUUGGCUUCAAUUUUGUACAGUGGGAAGAAGUGGAGACACGUCGUCCAUCUUUAUAUACUGUCUAUUUGUGUUUCUUUCAUCUGUAGGGCUCCUGUAUGGUAGUACCUUCCCAACACUGUUUAAAUCCUUCAUAGAGGCAUUAUGGGCAGGUUAAAUCCUUGAAUUAUACAAAUUAACGUAAAUUGACUCAAGCCCCAUUUGGACUGGAUGUCGCUAGGACAGGUGGUCUGAUUUUAACAUAACCUGUGCUCCUUAGUGAUUUUAAUCUGGAUUGCGUAUGUGGGUAAUCCACCACCCCAGUAAUAAUUAGAGCUGCAAUUUCCUAUUGUUUUUCUGCAAACUUGCUGGUCCUCUUACAAUUUAAAUCCUGUCCAGAGCAGCGCCAUUGUUUGUUAAAGCUGCUUGUCCUUCUAUUUUAUUGAUUUUCAGCUCAGUUUGAAUUUUGACUUUUGUGUGAAAAAGGAGGAAAUCAAAAAUGGUUUGGAACCAGUGUGACAACAUUAAAGCCAUUAGGGGAGCAAGAGCUCACAAAAUGUGUUGUUGUAAUGUGAGCCACAGGUAGAUACUGGUAUUCUGUUUUGAGCCCAGUUUUUUUAAAGUUUGUUUAUGAUUGGCACAAAUGGCACCAUUAAAGAUAUGCAAAAUUAGCUAUUAGCAGUCUCUGUUUGCAGUGUACCCAUAGAUGUUUAGACCACUGGUACUGGAUUACUUGGAUACUGAGGAAGACUAAAAUAGUUCUUAAAAGUUCUGAAGCAUUGAUUUUUGGGGGAUUUGUGGACAUUGGUGAUAAUGAUAUCAGGGAUACUGAAUAUUCUGGGUAUCAGGUCCAGUGUGUAACAUUUAGGAGGAUCUAUUGUCAGAAAUGGAAUAUAAUACUAACAGGUAUGUUUUCAUUAGUGAAUAUAGGAAUCAUUGUUUUUGUUACCUUAGAAUGAAUCGUUUUUAUCUACAGACACUGUGGGUCCCUUCCAUGGAGUCCGCCAUGUUGAGCCACCAUGUUACUACAGUAGCCCAGGAGGGACAAACCAAACACUGGCUCUAGACAGGGCCGUUUUCUGCGUAUUUUAUGGUCAAUUUAGUUUCUCCCUUACAUUUGGAAGGGAGGGUGAAAAAAGAGAGUUGCAAUCUGCAGCUACACUGAUAGAUUCAAUUAAAUUCAAUUCAAUUCAAUUUUAUUUGUAUAGCGCCAAUUCAUAACAGAAGUUAUCUCCGGACACUUUUCAAAUAGAGCAGGUCUAGACCGAACUCUUUAUAACAUUAUUUACAGAGACCCAACAGUACCACCAUGAGCAAGACCUUGGCGACAAGGGCAAGGAAAAACUGCCUGUUAAAAGGCAGAAACCUAGGACAGACCCUUCGGCUCUAGGUGGGUGGUCGUCUGUCUCGACCAGUUGGGGUGAGGGAGAGAGAGAGAGAUAGACAGAUAGACAGACAGACAGACAGGUACACAGCAACAACAGUAGCAACAACUACACUAAUAGUAGCAACUGAUGAUGAUGAACAUGACAACAGCAACGAUGAGGGACAAUGAGCAGUGACAACAGCAACAACAGUAACCAUAGCUAUAAUAACAGCAAAAAUAUUAAUAACACUAAUAUCAGUGAUAUUGGCAAUUGUAGUCAAGCGGGACCAUGGUAGGAGGCUCCACCCAGAUCCAUGAGAACCUGCGAGACGAGAAAGCACAAGAACUCCGGGGAAGAAGUGGAGUUAGUAACAUGCAUUAAUGGGACAUGAAUGUGUGCAGAAAGAGAGCGAGAGGCAGACAGGAGCUCAGUGCAUCAUGGGAAAUCCCCCGAUAGUCUAGGCCUAUAGCAGCAUAACUAAGGGAUGGUUCAGGACUCACCUGAUCCAGCCCUAACUAUAAGCUUUAUCAAAGAGGACUGUCUUAAGCCUACUUUUGAAUGUGGUGAGGGUGUCUGCCUCCUGAAUCACAACUGGAAGCUGGUUCCACAGGAGAGGAGCUUGGUAACUGAAGGCUCUGGCUCCUGUUCUACUUUUAGAGACUAUAGGAAUCACAAGUAGCCCUGCAUUCAGAGAACGUAGUGUUCUAGAGUGGUAAUAGGGUACUAUGAGCUCUUUAAGAUAUGAAGGGGCCUGACCAUGAAGAGCUUUAUAGAUGAGGAGGAGGAUUUUAAAUUUUAUUCUACAUUUUACAGGGAGCCAAUGCAGAGAAGCUAGUACAGGAGAGAUGUGAUCUCUUUUUCUAGUUCCUGUCAGUACUCGUGCUGCAGCGUUCUGAAUUAAUUGGAGCGUUUUAAUGGACUUAUUGGGGCAACCUGAUAAUAAAGAGUUGCAGUAAUCUAGCCUUGAAGUAACAAAUGCAUGGAUUAGUUUUUCUGCAUCUGUCUGUGAUAGGAUGUGUCUAAUUUUUGUAAUAUUACGUAAAUGAAAGAAGGCAGUCCUAGAGGUCUGCUUUAUGUGGGAAUUAAAUGACAAAUCCUGAUCAAAGAUAACUCCAAGAUUCCUGACAGUGGUGCUAGAGGCCAAGGUAAUGCCAUCUAGAGUAACUAUAUCUUUAGACAGUGAGUCUCUAAGGUUUUUGGGGCCAAGAACAAGAAUUUCGUUUUUUUCUGAGUUUAACAUCAGAAAAUUGUCAGGAUUUUAUGUCCUUAAGACAUGUUUGUAAUUUAGAUAAUUGAUUAAUUUCAUCAGGCUUGAUCGAUAGAUAUAACUGCGUAUCAUCUACAUAACAGUGAAAGUUAAUGGAGUGAUUCCUAAUAAUGUUGCCUAAAGGGAGCAUAUAUAAAGUAAAUAGUAUUGGUCCAAGUACAGAACCUUGUGGAACUCCAUGACCAACUGUAGUAUUUAUUGAAGAUUCAUCGUUAACAUGUACAAACUGCGAAUGAUCUGAUAAAUAUGACUUAAACCAGCUUAGUGCGGUUCCUUUAAUGCCAAUUUGAUCCUCAAGUCUCUGUAAAAGAAUAUCAUGGUCAAUGGUGUCAAAUGCACCACUAAGAUCUAAUAAUACAAGUACAAAGACAAGUCCAUUGUCAGAAGCAAUCAGAAGGUCAUUAUUAACUUUAACCAGAGCUGUCUCUGUGCUAUGAUGGACUCCUGACUGUAGAUCCACAAAUAAACUAUUGUUUUGUAGAAAGUCACACAACUCUUUGGCGACUACUUUCUCCAGAAUCUUAGAGAGGAAGGGGAGGUUAGAGAUCGGUCUAUAGUUGGCUAAAACCCCUGGGUCAAGAGUGGGCUUUUUAAGAAGGGGUUUAAUUACAGCUACUUUAAAGGACUGUGGUACAUAUCCUGAUAAUAAAGAAAGAUUAAUCAUAUCCAGUAAAGAUAGAUGCCACUGAAUCCUACAUACACAAUCCUAAAGACAGAAAUAUUCAAUUGUUUGACAUGUUUUAGUAUUUUAUUAAUAAUUGCAGUAUUUAAAAAAAGUCUGCUAUGGCUGCUGUGUAACGUUAUCCAAUGCUUGGGGACAAAUGUGCCGGUCAAAGGACGUCCACUAAAAGUGCCUGCUUUUCCCACUUACAGACAGACUGACACUGCUUCUUUAUAUCACCACUUCCACCCUUUUGGUGCUCCCUCUGUGAACACAAAGGUUCUCAAAUUCACACGGAAAUGUGACAGCUAUACUUGUUUUAUUGAGAAUUUUGGGAGCUACAAACAGGAUGACAGGCCAUAUGAAAGUUUAAUAAUCCUGAACAAAAUGUAUGUAUGUGUUUCAGAAUGUCAGUUGUAUGGUUUGUAUUGUUAAUGUUUGUACUGUAAAACCAAAGUUUGCUGCAGUGUGUUUUUAUUGGUCUAAGGACUUUAUAGAGGAUACACAUGUAGUUUUCUAUGUCCCAGGUUAUUUUAAUUAACUCACAGGGCUAUACCGUAUAAUUAACAUUGUUAUACUAUAUAAUUAGCAUUGUUAUACUGCAUAAGUAACAUUGUUUUUUCAACCGUGCCAACAGCUCGUCAUGGUGGAAUCUAAAUUCUCAAACAAACUGACACUGUGCACCUUACUCAUGCUGAACAUCGCCUGCUGUGUGAUCAAAGACAUCAGUUCAGUUCACUGUUUGAUAUGUAAUUUAUAUGUAUUUAUUAAAUAUAUUUUAACACAA